This is a messenger RNA of Arvicola amphibius (Eurasian water vole), 2634 nucleotides long. It is a transcript of the gene Slc17a4, whose product is annotated as solute carrier family 17 member 4. The transcript has 13 exons. Gene Ontology annotation, biological process: transmembrane transport; monoatomic anion transport. The record is from RefSeq and is a predicted model, not a curated record. Bases 175 to 1656 code for a protein of 493 amino acids. Gene Ontology annotation, molecular function: transmembrane transporter activity. NCBI's taxonomy places the organism in Eukaryota, Metazoa, Chordata, Mammalia, Rodentia, Cricetidae.
UGGAACCAGAACCAUGCGCACUGCCUUCCUCAGGUGGCUAAACUGUUCUGCUUGUUCAUCACAGUUGGUUUGUGCCCCUGAGCUUGGUUCAGUAACGUCUUCUUCUGAGCCCUCUGAGAUGUUCUCUUCCAAGUUCAGUAAGUAGAUGCUGAACCUUAGGAGGAGAGAGACAAAAUGUCUACUGGAGCAGGCAUCAAGACGAAAGUGGGAGACAGUUCCAAUGACAGCAGUUCAAGCAUGACCCAAGAACAAUCCUUCAAGAGAGGUUUUUGUUCACUGCGACAUGGCCUGGCCUUCAUCUUGCAGCUCUGUAAUUUUUCGAUUUAUACCCAACAAAUGAAUUUGAGCAUUGCCAUAACAGCCAUGGUGAACACCACAGCAGCAACCAGCCAGCCCAACGCUUCCACUGAAAGACCCCCUGGUGACUCCCAAGACUUCUGGAAUGAAACAGUACAGGAAUCUAAGGCCCCGGUGUAUGACUGGACGCCAGAGAUCCAGGGUAUCCUCCUCAGCUCCCUGAGCUACGGGUCAUUCUUAGCUCCGAUCCCCACUGGCUAUGUGGCUGGAGUAUUUGGAGCCAAGUAUGUGGUUGGAGCGGGUUUGUUAAUUUCUUCAGUGCUGACUCUCUUCAUUCCAUUGGCGGCUGAUACUGGAGUAGCCUUGCUCAUUGGCCUUCGGGUCAUCCAAGGCAUAGCUCAGGUUAUGGUAUUAACAGGUCAGUACUCAAUAUGGGUCAAAUGGGCUCCACCACUGGAAAGGAGUCAACUCACCACCAUUGCUGGAUCAGGGGCAAUGCUUGGGACCUUCCUCGUCCUCAUUGCUGGUGGUCUUCUUUGCCAGACCCUCGGAUGGCCUUAUAUCUUCUACAUCUUUGGUGGGAUUGGCUGUGCCUGUUGCCUGAUCUGGUUUCCUCUCGUAUAUGAUGACCCACAGAAUCACCCCUUUAUCAGCGCUGCUGAGAAGAGAUACAUUGGGUGUUCACUGGCUCACGAGGAUUGCUCACCAGGCUGGUCUCUUCCCAUUAAAGCCAUGGUCAAAUCUCUCCCACUUUGGGCUAUUGUAGUUUCUUACUUCUGUCAGUAUUGGCUGUUAUCCACGAUGAUGGCAUACACACCCACAUAUAUCGGCUCUGUACUUCAAGCAAACCUCAGAGACAGCGGAAUCUUGUCGGCCCUGCCAUUCGUGUUUGGCUGUGUCUGCAUUAUCCUGGGGGGACUACUGGCAGAUUUUCUCCUCUCCAGGAAAAUCCUCCGACUUGUGACUAUCAGGAAGCUCUUCACUGCAAUAGGGGUCCUUGUCUCAUCUGGGAUCCUCGUGCCCCUGCCUUGGGUCAGAUCUAGCCGCAGCACCACAAUGGCCUUCUUGGUUCUGUCGUCUGUCUUCUGCAGCCUCUGUGACUCAGGGGCCCUCAUAAACUUCUUAGAUAUUGCUCCAAGGUACGCUGGCUUUCUCAAAGGACUACUGCAAAUCUUUUCUUAUAUAGCGGGAGCCAUAGCUCCUACUGUUGCUGGAUUUUUUAUUGGUCAGAAUCCAGAGCUUGGCUGGAGAAAUGUCUUCUUGCUGGCAGCUGCUAUUGAUGUCAUAGGCCUGCUCUUCUACCUCGUCUUCGGCCAAGCAGAGGUACAGGACUGGGCUAAGGAACAGACCCAUCUCUGAGAAGAACAAGCAAUGUGUGAGAUCCUGACACUUCCCUUCAAAGAUCUGCUUUUGUGCCUGCUUGGCUGCUAAAGACAUCAAACCGAAAGGGGCUUUGUUCCAGGGUCAUCUCAGAGAUCCUGGCUAGAUGAUACCAAAGGUACUUCCCCCCACAAUUGGAGGUUUCACAGGGGAGGGAAAUAAUUGAUUAUCUAUAACUAUAUGCUCCUGGAAGCACAGUUGUGUCUGACUUUCUAUGAACCCUCUGUACUUUCGCCUGUUGCCAUGGUAAAAGCAUCAGGGGUUGGAAGACAAUUUGCACCAAAACUGAAAAGGAAGUCAGAAGUACAGGAGUGGUAAGUUGAACCCAUGGAAGAGUGGUACCAUGAAGUCUGUAAGCUGCCAGCAAUAGAGACCUGACAGCCCGGACAACAGAACAUCUACAGGUCGAAGUGCUGGGGUAGGAGGCCAGAGUGGACAGUUGCUCUCACAUUAAGUGAGAGGGUUAAAGAGCCAUUGUGGGUCUUGGUGUGUGCAGAGUGUCUAAGAAAAUCAGAAUAAAGAACAAGGAAGAGUGAAUCUAUCAUGUAAAAAUGAAUCAACUUUCUUCAACCAAUACCAGAGGAGCAGUAGAAUUCAACCAUUCUAGAAAGUUUCCUGUCUGUGGAUCUUGGCUUUGGAUCAAAACCACUUCUAGAACAUAAACACCACUCAGGCACUCUCUGGAGUCAACUCUUCCACAGAUACCUUCUUUUUGACCACUCUGACCUGGACCUUUCAUUGGGAUGUGGAUCUGUGCAAAUCUCUUACGUCUUAGUCUUAGGGAGUAGACACGGGCUUGUGUGACUGAUCCCCUCAUGUACUGCUUUGCAACAUCAGUCUCACAAUGACUGCUCCUUGCCUGCUUCUCUGACUCUUGUGGUUUCAGUCACUGUUCAACGGCUCUCAUUCAAUGUAAAAUGCCUUCCUAAAAUGUUGGUAGGACCCAUGCUUGCUCUA